UUUGGGGGGCGCCCCAAGCAGGGUUGGCGCUUCCUCUCGCGGCUGGCGACUCGUUGCCGCCCUUCCCCGGCCCCGCGCCUGCCGCGCGCUCCUUCGUCGUUUCAGGAUGGCCAGGAGUUCAGGAUUGUGAGCGGCUCGAUCCACUACUUCCGGUCCCUCCCCGAGCAGUGGCCCGCGCGCCUCCGCACCCUCCGCUCGUGCGGCCUCAACACCGUGACGACCUACGUGCCGUGGAACCUGCACGAGCCGACGCCGGGCCAGUACGACUUCAGCGGUCGGCUGGACAUCGUCCGCUUCAUCGAGGCCGCCCAGCAGGAGGGCUUUCUCGUCAUCGUCCGCCCGCCGCCCUACAUCUGCGCUGAGCUCGAGUUCGGCGGGUUGCCAGCGUGGCUCCUGAACGAGGAGGGCCUGCAGCUGCGCUGCUCCGAUCCCAAGUACCUGAAGCGUGUCGACAGCUUUCUCGACCACUUCCUCCCCAUGCUCGCCACCUACCAGUACUCUCGCGGUGGUCCGAUCAUCGCGAUGCAGGUGGAGAACGAGUACGGGAGCUACGGCAACGACCACCUCUACCUGCGCCACCUGGAGCUCAAGUUCCGCCAGCACCAGAUCGACGCCAUCCUCUUCUCCUCCAACGGGGCGGGCGAUCAGAUGUUUGUGGGCGGUGCGCUGCCGAGCCUGCUGCGCACCGUCAACUUCGGGACCGGGGCCGACGUCGAGGGGAACCUUAAGGUCCUCCGCAAGUACCAGCCCUCCGGCCCGCUCUUCGUCACCGAAUUCUGGGACGGAUGGUUUGACCACUGGGGCGAGGAGCACCACACGACGACGCCCACGCAGUCGAUGAAGACCCUGGAGGCCAUCCUCAGCAACAACGCCUCCGUCAACCUCUACAUGGCCUUCGGCGGCACCAACUUCGGCUUCACCAACGGCGCCAACAAGGGCUACGGCGAGACUGAUCCGUACCAGCCGACUACGACAAGCUACGACUACGACGCUCCCGUCAAUGAAUCGGGAGAUGCGACGCAAAAGUGCGCGACGUUCCGGGCGCUCAUCAGCCGCUUCAUCGGGGCGCCCCCCGUGCCCAUUCCGCCUCCCGCCCCCAAGCUCGCCUAUGGCUCGUUGGCGAUGACGCAAAGCGCGUUCCUGUUCGACGCGGCGGUGCUGCAGAGCGUGACGGCCCGCACCGUGGAGAGCGCCACCACGCUCCCCAUGGAAGCGCUCCACCAGAACUUCGGCUUCGUGCUCUACAGCGCCACCUUCGAUGGCCCGCUCAGCGACAAGCUCUUCGUGCAGGACCUGGCCGACCGCGCGCUCGUGUUCGUCGACGGGGCCUACAAGGGCGUGCUCCAGCGGUCGGCCACGCUACAGCUGAGCAUCUCGGCCGGCCCCGGCGCCCACAAGCUCGACCUCCUCGUCGAGAACAUGGGACGCAUCAACUUUGGGCCAUGGUUGGCGGACAGGAAGGGUAUUACGGAGGGCGUGCGGAUCGGAAGCCAGUUCCUGUACCACUGGACCAUGCGCGCACUCCCCUUCGACGACCUCACCCGUGUGCCGUUCGGUCAGCUGAGUGCGGCGCCGUUCGCCGGCCCGACCUUCUUCCGGGGCAACCUGCACAUCGCUUCGGCCGCGCAGCUCAACGACACCUUCCUUGAGCUCCCCGGGUAUUGGAAGAUUGGGCCGCAGCAAUCGCUGUAUGUGCCGGCCCCGCUGCUGCGCGUGGGCGACAACGAGGUGGUCGUGUUCGAGCUGCAUGGCACCAACAACAAUCGCGCGCCCAGCGUCGUAUUCACCAGCUUUGCCCGCUACGGUCGCGCCUGA
Acanthamoeba castellanii str. Neff is the source of this 1815-nucleotide messenger RNA. Its product is annotated as lysosomal betagalactosidase. Gene Ontology annotation, biological process: carbohydrate metabolic process. The annotation marks the transcript as partial. Gene Ontology annotation, molecular function: beta-galactosidase activity. The transcript is spliced from 13 exons. NCBI's taxonomy places the organism in Eukaryota, Discosea, Longamoebia, Acanthamoebidae. Gene Ontology annotation, cellular component: vacuole. The record is from RefSeq and is a predicted model, not a curated record.